CAGCAUAUCUUGAGCCUAAACAAGACUGCUGUCUCUUUUUUCCUCACAGAAACACAGUAUGAACACCAGCUACAGAGCUUUGUUUGCUCUAGUUUCUCUUAUUCUUUUCCAUUUUCUUGUGUCCUCGUCACUUUCUCUUAACAGAGAAAGAAAGAUUCUUCCUCCCCAAAGACUAUCCCGGCGAUUUGUAGGUUCUGUCACCUUUUCAUCACAUGAGAGCAAGUCCAGUGUUGCUGAUGGAGAUCAGCAGAAAGGUCUAGAUACAAGUCUUAGGAAGGCACCGCCAAGUUAUUCAAAUCCCAUCCAGAAUAAGUAAUGUCAGUCUGAUGUGUUCAGCAAUCCUUGGAAACAAGAAACCAGAAGCAUGGUUUCUUCCAAUAUUUUUGUAGUUUACUAUUGGAUAGUUAGAGAGAUUAGAGGUUGAACAAAGUUAGUAUGUUUCUUUUGGACAUCAUGACCAUUUUUUCAUUUUUUUCCUCUCAUCUCUAAUUUACUCAUUCUUUAGUAAUUCAUAUCUAACAUUAGAUUACUUCUUAUUGCUGUAUCUACGGCAAACAUGUCAUAUUUAAGUGUCUAUUGCAGAAAGUUCAAAGUUUCUGUUUCUGGUAGUUGAUAAUGCACAGAACUGUGUCCUUGGAUUAUCGUCUAGAAAAGAUGCAUGUGUUCUGGUUAUCCCAUAUCAUCUUGUACAUUUCUGUGUUAAAGGCUCUAUUUAAUGCUUCCCCAAAUUCUGGCUCGUAAGUCGUAUCUCUCUGUUUAAAUCCUUUCUAUCAUUCUCCACCUGAAAAGGAAAAAGGGAAAAGGAAAGCAGCAAGGAAAGAGCCUUGAGUAACUUACCAAAAAUUCUGCAUAUCUUCAAUCAACAAAUUGAGAUUCAAAGCUGAACACUACCAUUGAAAGUUAAAAUAGAGUGCCGCUCAACACUAAUUGGAAAUGAUCUUCUCCGGUUUCUUCGUAAAUACACCCCUGAUUUGUAUUUGCUCUUGUUUCAAACAAAAUAUCAUUUCCUUUAUAAAAACAUACCACUUAUUGGAAAUAAAUUUCGUGUAAUAGAUCCUGAAAUCUCAUAAAAGCUGUAUUUCUCAUGUUGGAUGGGAAAUCCAUUUUUUCCCAUAGAAGAAGAUAUGAUACGUGAAGAAAAAUGGUGAGGGAAAGUUCCCUUUCUUCCUGUGGAUGGUAGUGUUAUUGUAGAUGUAACGUUCUAGCUUUGCACUUGAAGAUUUGUUGCUUGUACACUUGCAAAUUUCAAAGUUCUCUCUACUAUUUAGAAAUAUAAUUGUGUCGUUGUUAAUCCUGUUCUUCCUUUAUUAUGUUGAGUAAUGCUUGUAUAGUGUUAAACUAGAUACAGCUCAAAGGAGCGAGCGAUUGCAAAUACAGAUCAUCCCCCCUCUUUUUUCCUCCGACCCAUGGAAAAAGAAAACAGUGGAUUUAAUGAUUUCUGGGUGAAGACAUUGUCUACUCAGGAAAAGCCAAACUGGAGGUUUCUCGCAGCUACACGUGUGUGGAAUGCAAUGGAAGAAUGGUCCAGGCACAUUCAAUGACCGGAAAGACUCUAUGUAACGGGCAUUUUUUUGUGUUCUGUUCGUGAUCAGCAAUAAGACCAGUGAAUGCAAUCAAGAGAGUGGGUUUUAUUUUGUGUGCUCUCUUCACUGAUCUCUGAACAUGAGAAUUCGUAAGAGCAGGUCUCCCUUCCCCAUUCUGUAUCUCAAUGCCCAGCAGAACGCUUCAGUAUCAUCUCAGGAUCAGUCUAAGCGAGGGCAGGUGAUGACGGAUCCAGAAUUGCUUGAUCAGUUGCAACUAGAUGAGGCAAAGCAGAUCGGUGGAAGCUCUUGUGCGCCAGAUAUGCAGAAACCGGUAUCGAAGAGACACAAAGGAACUAGCAAUCGGGGAAGAGCCACAAGCAAGCCUGGUAUUUAUACAAGGAAAAGGCGUAGACCUGAGUAUCCAACUAUAAUUGUGUUAGGACUGAGAGCUCACCUUCCAUCAGAUCAUAAGAACCCAACUCCCAUAAGGAGAAGUAGAAGAAAGGUAGAUAAAAAUGAAGCUGCAGAAACAAGGUUGGUGUCAGCUGUGUCUCCAAAGAAAGAUCCUAGUGGACCUGAAGUUAAUAAGGAGGCAAAGUCCAACAAUUGCGUGUGGAGGAGUGAACCGUCCCUCCCUCUUUCUCCACCAAAUGAUACCGUCGAGGAUCGAGACAAGGAAGAUCAACUAUUGUUCUUGGAGGUGGUUGAGGCUCUGCAGAGGGUGGAGCCAAAGAGACGAAGGGGAAGGCCAAAGAAGGUACCUACAGAACAGCUUGCGGAGGUAGAAAUCGAAUAACCAUUCAGUGAAUCAAAAGGUCGGUCAUUGUCCUCUUCUCACUCUCAGUCAUCCAAAGAGUUGACUACGUUUCUACACAAACCUCUUCAGAUUCUCUGCUCUGAUUGCAAGUUAAUACCCUCGCCUCUCUUCUUCUUUGAUGUUGUGUAGGUAUCGGCUUUAAAGAAUCUGCAGUGGCCCAAAAAGUUACCAGCUUUAAAGAACAGUACAGCUAAAGCCACCUCUGGUUCGUAUUAUCCCCCUGGUUAUGUUUCAGUUGAGUGACACUGUCUUUGUCUCUCAAUCUAUCCUUUCGCGCUUCAGUGAAUUGUUAAAGCUCGGUUAAACUCAUACCUGGGCCAAAUGUUGUGGUUUCUGAACUUGAUGUAAUAAGGUUAGCAUAGUUAU
Molecule: messenger RNA, 2706 nt
Organism: Linum trigynum
Lineage: Eukaryota; Viridiplantae; Streptophyta; Magnoliopsida; Malpighiales; Linaceae
Source: the annotation of a GenBank genome assembly